Messenger RNA from Macroventuria anomochaeta, 492 nucleotides. RefSeq lists its product as uncharacterized. The coding region runs from base 1 to 492 and encodes 163 amino acids. NCBI's taxonomy places the organism in Eukaryota, Fungi, Ascomycota, Dothideomycetes, Pleosporales, Didymellaceae. The transcript is spliced from 2 exons. The record is from RefSeq and is a predicted model, not a curated record.
AUGGGGCAGGCUGGCCAUGCCUAUUCUGCGCAUAAGUCGAUCGAGCAGAAGAAGGGUAGGAAGAAGAUGGCCAGGGUAAAAGCAAAAGCCGCAGGCAAGUAUCUUCGCAAGAAGAAUAUGAGUCUGAGGAGAGCGACCGCAGGCAGAAGACAAGCAGAGCGCAGAGCAAGAGCAAGAGUCGACGAUAUGAAUCUGAAGAAGAUAAGCAAGAGCAGACAUCGUGCGCCUCCAUCAGAUGACGGGGACGAUUCCCAGUCAGAGUCUGCCGACCGCGAGCUGUCCAAGACGCCAAAAAGGAGCAAGAGUAAGCAUCGCGAGCCAUCAUACAGCGAAUCCGAGUGCGAGUCGCAAUCCAGUGACGAGCGUCUAAAGCCAAAGAAGCCAACCACUGCACCGCCGAACCAGAGGCUCAUCGACAACACGGCGUACAGUGAGGUUGAGGGCUUCGAGGGCGACUACGCCUUGGCCUCAGACCUCGACUUCGCGGACUGA